Molecule: messenger RNA, 2823 nt
Organism: Serinus canaria (Common canary)
Lineage: Eukaryota; Metazoa; Chordata; Aves; Passeriformes; Fringillidae
Gene: OVCA2
Product: OVCA2 serine hydrolase domain containing
Biological process (GO): response to retinoic acid
Cellular component (GO): cytoplasm; nucleus
Source: RefSeq, a predicted model, not a curated record
AUGGAUGGGGUCGCACCCCGUAACUUGACACCACCACUGCCUGCAAGGACCGACCCCGGCUCUCCGCGGAAUUGCCCUUUGCAGGACCGGGCCGUGCUGCGGCCCUGCCCUCGGUCGCACCGAGGGUUGCGUCCCGCCCGCCCCGCCGGGGCUACCCCGUCCUCACCCCCGCCGGCGACCUCCCGCCGCCAGGGGGCGCGCGUCACCUCCGCGGAGGCCCUCUGCUCGCUCUCCUCUGUCCGCCCAAUCAGCGCUCCGCGUUUCGGCGGGAAGGCGGAAGUGGCGCUGCCGGGCGCGGCCAUGGCGGAGGCGCGGCCGCUGCGGCUGCUGGCACUGCACGGGUACCGGCAGAGCGCCCGCCGCCUCCACCAGCGCACCGGCGCGCUCCGCAAGGCCCUGCGCGGCCGCGCCGAGCUGGUGGCCAUUGACGCGCCGCACCGCUUGCCCGCCGGCGCUGAGGACGACCCCGACGGGGAUGACCCCCCUCGCGGCUGGUGGUUCUCCGGGCCCGGCACGUUCGAGGCGGGCGAAGCGGCCGCGGCUCCGGCGGGGCUGGAGGAGUCUCUGUCGGCCGUGGCGGAGGCGCUGGCGGAGCACGGGCCUUUCGACGGUCUGCUGGGCUUCAGCCAGGGCGCGGCGCUGGCCGCCAUGGUGUGCACCCUGCGGGCCCGCGGCGACCCGCGCUUCCCGGUGGCCUUCGCCGUGCUGGUGGCCGCGUUCGCCAGCCGCGCCCCGGCACACGGACACUUCUACCGGGAGCCCAUCGCCCUGCCCACGCUGCACGUCGUGGGCGACACGGACGCCGUGAUCGCAGCGCCCCUGAGCAGGGAGCUGGCCCAGUGCUUCGUGGAGCCCGUCGUGCUCUCGCACCCCGGCGGGCACUUCAUCCCUGCGGCUGCGGCGCAGAAGAAAGCCUACCUGGAGUUCCUGGAACGCUUCUGCCCCGGGCAGGGCCAGGCCAAGCGCCCAGAGGCUGGGGAGGCUCGAGAACGGGCUCUGUAAUAAAGAAGGGCUCUGGUGAGCCGUGUGCAGCCACCCAUCCUGUGAAACAUCACUGUUUCCAUGUCUCCAGAUGGACCAGAGAACAGCUCACUGCACAUUCUGCUCUUCAGUGUUCACCCAGGCCAGGCUAAAUGGUUCUUUAUCUCCCUUUUUUUCAGCUUUGUUGUAUACAUCAGUAUAAAAUAUGUAUGGGUAUAUAUAUAUGGCUAUAUAUACAUAUGUAUAUCAAGUUAUAUAUAAUGUAUAUAGCAUGUAUGACAUGUAACACAUGAGUGUGACAGUGAGGGGGUUGAAGGCAGGAGGGUGACACUGCUCUGUGGGCAAAGUGCUUUCAGAGACUCCAACACCUGCUCAAAAGGAGAGUUCCUCAGCUCAGCCACAGGACGUAUCUGCAGAGCACAGAGCUCUUGCAGUUUGACACCCCAAAACCUCGUGGGUUUUAAUAUCUCUUAAGCCAAGCUUCCAGCUGGUCUGGGCCUGGAAAACCCUCUCAUCCUUGGCAGUGCCAGGGCUGGUGUUGUUUCAGGAAUGAAAAGCCUGCUGGCUUGGUGUGCAUGUGUUGAAUCUUCCUUGCACAAAGUGCCUCCAUGAACAAGAAAAGCUUGUUGCUGUUUGUGGCUCUGUAUGAUCCAGAAGCACAGGAAAAUCUUUAUUGCUGUAACAGUUGCAGGUGUCCUGCUCAGCUUCUGCCCGCUCAGCACUGGGCAUCAGUCUCAGGAGAGGAGAGCUAGCAGAGCUUCUCUAACCACAGCUUUCCUUGGGGGUGUAGAGCUGGUAAAAGAAGGAAAUUAGGUGACAAAAGUGAAUUUUCCUCCUGUCAGCUGAGUGUCAGCUCUGCGAGGCCGCAGGACACUGCUGCUGAAACCCUUCCUGUGCUUUCUGAGCUGGGAACGGGCCUGGCAGUGCCGAGGGUUAAAGCAGCAUAGGAGGGGUGAGCAUCUCUCAGCCCCAAAGCAGCACUGCAGGAGUGAGCAGCUCUCAGCCCCAGAGCAGCACUGCAGGAGUGAGCAGCUCUCAGCCCCAGAGCAGCACUGCAGGAGUGAGCAGCUCUCAGCCCCAGAGCAGCACUGCAGGAGUGAGCAGCUCUCAGCCCCAGAGCAGCACUGCAGGAGUGAGCAGCUCUCAGCCCCAGAGGAGCACUGCAGGAGUGAGCAGCUCUCAGCCCUAGCGCGUUUUGCCCCGGUUUGCAGCACGGUGGUGAUGCUGGCAGGAGGAUGUGGCUGUUUCCCCGCAGCCCAACCCCGCUCUGCUGUUGCCCUGUGGGGCUGGGGGGACUCGUCUGUGCCACUUCACGUGGGCUGUGUCACAUCUGCUGCGACGGCGUGGGGUGUCUGCACCCCUUGGUGACACCACGGGCUGGGUUUUUGGGGCUGCACGUCCGGCUGCAGCUGUGGCCGAGCACAGCGACCAGCUGUGACAACGCACCGGAGCCUUUGUCCCCGCUCUCCCCCCGCUGCCGGGCAGGGACGGCAGCGGCCGCGCUCGCAGCCCCGGGAGGUGUUUGGUUGUCGCCGAGCUCGCUCCCGGAGCUUUCCCGGCGCGGGGGAGGCACCGCAGCCAUGGCCGCCCGCCCGCACUGCGGCCCCGCAGCCCCGGCAGCUCCUGGCAGGAGGGAAGGAAAGGGAAGAAGCUCAGGGUGCGGUGAGUGACCAGCACGGUCCCAGCUCUGCAGGCAGCUCCCUCGGGUGGGUCGGGGAGGGAUGAGUGAACCGAGCUGGGGUGCUGCGGUUCCUGCCCCUUUCCUGGGGUCUGCAUAAAGAUGGCUCCUGCCGGGUGUCUGCUGUAGCGGUUUAAAUAAAUUAUUAAAACAGAUAAACGCGA